This is a messenger RNA of Ectocarpus sp. CCAP 1310/34, 1666 nucleotides long. Lineage: Eukaryota; Phaeophyceae; Ectocarpales; Ectocarpaceae. The record is from the annotation of a GenBank genome assembly.
GCAUUUGAGAGCGGCAAUACUCUGUGUACCAUGCGUUGCAGACUGGUCAGCAUUAGGAGGAAAUUGUCAUCUUGCCCUAGCCCUAGUCCGAAGCUAAUUGUUGAGGCUGACUGUUCUUGGACCAAGGUUGUUGCGCAGGUAUCAAGGCACGGGAGAACGUGCCUGGCAAUCGCCGAUGACAACACUCCAGGGCAAGCAGUCGGAAGAUGCUUGUUCGAACUGCGAAAGGCUGGCAUCAACUGCGCGAUGUUCACGGGCCGGGGCGCCUACCCUACCGCCGAUGGCAUAGACGAGGCACGAGAGAUGGCUAGGAGGAUCGGGGCGACGUGCAUCGUAAGCGUUGGGCGCGGGGGGACAAUAGAUACUGCCAAGGCCGCAGCAAGGCUGCACUCUAGCAGCGGCGGGUGCAAGCAAUUCUUGACGAGCCCCGGUGGCGUGCUCAUGGGCGAGGACGGUCACAGCAAGCCCCGAACACCUGCCGGAAACGCGUUGCCGCUUGUGGCGAUACCGACCUCUGCUGGCGCAGGGGCCGCCGCGAACGGGCGGUGUUUGGUUUGGCACCCGGAUGACGAAGUGCUGGUGCCGCUGGCUGAGGAGGGCGAGUCCCUGACGGUAGCUCUGGUGGACCCUAUUCUCUGCACAUCGCUGAGCAAGUCGCAGACGGCGGCCAUGGCGCUGACGGCGCUUUCCGCCUGCGUUGAUGCCUUGCUAGCGCGGGAGUUGGCCCUGGCCUCCGGCACACCGCUGCAGAACGGCGACGCGCUCCUCGAUCUCGGGAGGCGCGGCAUCGACGCGGUGGCGGAGGGCUUGCCGGUGGCCCUGGCGGACGGCAAGAACAAGCUGGCGAGAGAGCUGUUGACGAUCGGCAGCGUGUGUGCAGGACAGCUCGCUGUCGCCACUCCGGCCCCACCAACUCAGCUCGUGGCCCGAGCAACGGGUUCGUUGCUGGGGCGGCAUAGUUACCCUUCAGUCUGCGCGAUGGUCUUUCCCCAUGUUGUUGGGGACAUGCUGAGCCAGGCGAACUCCUUCUCCGGAGAUGCUCAAGCUGCGGAGGCCAUCGAGCGAGCUCUUUCGCUAUCGGCGAGCCUCUUUCUGGGAGAUGGCAACGAUGGCCAGGCGCUCAUGUCUUGGCUAGAGGCGCAGGAGCGCGAGUUGUUGGAUUUCGGUAGCUUGUCUUCGGUGGACUCCACCAUCACGGCCAAGGACGUCGUGACCAACAUCGACAUGUUGCUGGCGAUUGAAGAAGAUACUGCCGCGGCGGAUAGAGUGUGGAGUGCGGGCGGUACCUCGGAUAUGGCCGACCAUAUCGUUGGCUGAUGAAUUGUUGGGAGAAACUUUCUCCUUGCCACUUGCAGUCUUUUGUGGUAUGAAAACGUGUCCUGCGUGCAUGUACAGGACGAUGAAUGUGCGACGUUUGCCAACUCCUUGGACCAUCAAAUUUGUCAAUCUUCAAAGGGAUGUGUAGACUGCAGCGGUACGGUUGCCGCACCAAAGUCGAGUCAGGCCUUAUAGAUGAGCCGAAAUCAACUCGUUAGAUUAGUAAGCGCAGACUACGUUGUAGUCUAAAUGGUUUGAUUUCGGCUUCCAUCAAUGUUUGGAUGGACUGCAGCUCUGGCGAGGGUAGGUACCCUGUUCGGAAAGUGUUGGGGCAUGCGAACCCACGACC